Alternaria atra is the source of this 237-nucleotide messenger RNA. RefSeq lists its product as uncharacterized. The transcript has 3 exons. NCBI's taxonomy places the organism in Eukaryota, Fungi, Ascomycota, Dothideomycetes, Pleosporales, Pleosporaceae. Bases 1 to 237 code for a protein of 78 amino acids. The record is from RefSeq and is a predicted model, not a curated record.
AUGGUCUGCUGCGGACGUAACAACGGCACCUGCGUGUGCGCCCAGGAGGCAAAGUGCUCUUGCGGAAAGCAGCCUGCGCUCCAGUGCACCUGCGAAAAGGCCGUCUCCGAGAACAAGCUACCAGAGGACUCCUCAGCAUGUGCUUGCGGAAAGCGAACUGAAAAUGCGUGCAACUGCGGUCGCGCUGACAACAACGGUUCUUCUAACCUCGAGACCGACUUUACUACCAAGAAGUAA